AAGAGCUUUACCCCUGCCGCCAAUUUCUAGAGGCGGGGCAGCCAUGGAGACAGGAAUAUUAGGGGAUGUAAAGUGUCUGAGAAAGAUUCUUCUCUUUGCAUUUUCUGUCCAAGACAAGAACACAUGGCGGGGGCUUCAGCAUUUUGAGAUUGUCUGAUCUGAGUGGCUCUGGCCAACAGAGCUGUGCAGAGCCGCCCAUCAUCGGAUCCAGCAUUUGAUCAGCUCUUGCUAACUGGAAGUGUUUAAGGAUUUAACAGACACAUUUCUGGAUGAGGAGCAGAAAUUGCAACUCUGCCAUUGUGAAAUAUUUAUCAGUGGCUGAAGAAACAGAGCCAGGAGCACACCAAAGGAGCUUGGACGUCCCACACUGAGCAUUGUGGACUAGUCAUGGACAGCUGGACUAUCCAGGGUGACAGCUACACCUUCCUGCGCAGCGCACCACGCACCUUUUCUCUAUGUCACCGUGACGGCACCCCUAACCACGUCGAAAUCUUUGACAUUAUCAACGUCCCCACUCAGCGCAAUUCCAUUUCCGAGACCACCUGUUUGUGUGACAUUUUUGGAGACGACUGUGAGUCACCGUCCCUCUCGAGCAGCCCCGCCACCGCAGCCUUUGUCCCUGCCCAGAGGGCGGUGGAGGACACAGCAGCUGCAUCCCCCCUUCUGGAUGAUGUGAAUGAUUCCUCUGGCUCCUAUCACACUGCUCAGGGCUUCAGUGAAGAAGAAGAGGAAGAAGGCUUCGAUGAGUCAGGAGACAAGCUUUCCAGUCCCACAUUGGAGGAAAAGAGAGACCUGGAGGCAAAAGGAAGCAAAUCGCCAUCCCUUCAGUUUGCCUCAUCGUCUCCAGGUCUCAGCAGUAGAGAGAGGACCCCAUCUCCUGGACAGAAUGGCUUCAUUACGUUUGGUCCAGGUGGGAGGCUGUCAUCCUCGUCUUCCUCUUCAGCUGAAAAAAGACUCUCACCUUCAUCGCCUAAACCAAAACAAUCUGAAGCAGAACCAAAAGCAAUAAGUAAUUCAUCCACAGACAGAGACACUAACAACCAAUCUUCAACUCCCAGUCUGUCCCCCUGCAAAGACUUGCUUGAAUCAACAGACAGUCUCUUAAAUGAAAAUAUCAGUCCGUCUCCUGAUCUCAUACAGAGUUCUCCAGGUUUUACAGAUUCAGAUUUUAAAUCUGGAAGCACCCUUUCCUCUCCUUUACCUUCACUCAGUGGUACAGAAAUAGUAUUUCACUCCAGCCCAGUUGACCCUGAGUUUAGAAAUAGUUCUCCCUUCACUGACACUCAAGUAUCACCUUCUUUCCCCGAAUUAGGAGGGAGGGUAUCUUUACCUGAUCUUUUUAGCAGAGACUCCUCACCUGAACUUAAAGACCCCCCCUGCAGCCCUGAAAUAAGUUCAGAUCUUUCCAGCACAGGCCGAAACCCCUCUAGAACUCCCGAGAGCCAGAAAACGAGGUUGUCUGUAGAACAGGAGAGCAUCACUUCCACACCUGGGCCUCGAUACACCCCCCCAUCGCCCGUCAUUUCCAUGUCAACAUCUGCUGAGCUUGGAGAAGGUACCUUUUCACCUGAAUUAAGACACAUAAGCGAAUCACCAUGCCUACUCAGUUCAGCCUCUUCAGCUAAAACCGGAACAAGAAGUCCAUCACCUGAGCCUGCAGCUGUACAGAACAGUUUUUCUGAACCUGAAAUCCAGAUGUCUUCCCCUGUGGUUGAUUACAGUUUAUCUCCAUCGCCUGGAGUCAAUGAAAGCAGUUUUCCCUUUCACAACAGAUAUACCUCUCCCUCUCCGGAGAUCAGGAUUACAGCAUCCUCACCUGAAGUCGGCUGGAAAGAACAAGCAACUAGAGAUCAGGCAACAUCGCCCGUCUCAGAGACUCACUUUGGCUCUAACUCACCAAGAAGCUUCACCUCCUCCUCUCACAUCACAGAAAUUUCUUACUCCGCAGGUCAGCUCGAAGACAGGGAGAGCCCCCCGUUUCCAGAACUUUCUAAUCUCUCAACUCCAGAGCCAGAUGUUACUCUGAUGUGCGACAUAAAUAGAGUGGGUAGCAGAGCAGCAGAGUCUGCUGCUUCUCCAAGAGACUCCCCUUACACAUCAGAAUUAACAAGUUCUCUUCCACCAUCUGACAUAACUGAGAGUCUUCAACCCAGGUACCAUACCCCCUCACCGACGUCAAAUGGUCUCACCCAUUCACCUGAAGGAAGAUUUCAAACCCAUUUGUCUGACAAGCUUCAAAGUCGUUCUCCUCAACUCAGAAGCAGAGAUCAGUCCCCUGUUUCUCCUUUACCUGAACAGAGGUACCAGCAUUCGGCAGAGAUCCCCUCCACCGACUAUAACUCUGUGUAUGCACAAUCAACAGUAAGAAACAAACCGGAAGUUGUACCAGAUUCCUUCCCAGCAGAUUUCACAGAAAUCCAGAACCUCACAAGGUCAGAAAAAGACAGUCAGUCACCCUCGCUUGAAAAUGGCCAGACAGCCAAAGCAGUUCCCGAAGGAUUUAAAAAUAAUUCUCCUGCAAUAUCAGACAACGUUGUAAUCGGGUCACCAAUACAAGACACGACAGAAAGAGAAAAAAUAGCAGUGGAAGUUGAUGUUCUGGACAGAUUAAAUUCAGUUUCUUCCAUUAACAAAAAUCUCAAAACCCAGUCCCCACUUUUCUGUGACAAAGACAUGAACUCCAUAUCCUCCAAUCCUGUAAUCUCUAAAGACAGCACCCCAAACAUUUCACCUCUUCACCAGACUUCAUCCGUGUCAAAAAACCAAAACUCCAUUCCACAGUCCACUUCUCAUCCAUGGACUAGAAGCAGCAACUUCUGUCCACCCAAAUGUAUGCCGGAGGUCUGGAGAAGACAGCCAAUAAAGAAAAUCCUAUGUGAAAACAGGGAGAGAUCCACAGAGGAUUUCUCCCACCGUGUAAACAGACAGCAGACUCCUUCCCCGCCCCUCACAAGGUUUACACCUGUCCACAUCAUAGCCCCCCAGAAACCCUGCAGACAGUGGCAAAAGAGAAGCAAAAGUCCGUCUCAUGUUUUACCAUCAUCAACUUGUGACAACUUAAAGAAAGCUGCACCAAACAGGGAGGGCCCCAGUAUUGACUCUUCUGACAAUAAUAGCCAGACUGACUCAGUGGGGCUUGGAAGGCAAUUGGAGAUGGAGAGGGAAAUGUCGCUGGAGCAGGAGGGAGCCAAAGGUAUGGAGAGGCAGAGGGAGAGGGAGGAGCGGGAACCUGAGAGAGGGGAGGGAUGGCAGGGGGUUGCCAGUUACAGAGGGGAACAGGUUGAGCUGUCAUUCAGUGCCAGGAAUAGAAAAGGACCUGUGAGUUGGAGUGCAGCUCCCACAAGCAGAAAGACCCGUCAGGGACUGCCAACAGCACAUUCCUGUUCAGAGAGCUUGCUAGCAACAAGACAGACACAGCAGCAGCAGCAACAGGGUCUGCUUAAACUUAACUCCCAACGAGACAUCAGGGGUGGAAGUGCCAAGGGACGGCUUCAACCUCCUGCAACCCAGAACAGGAAAAGUGCUCCUGGACGUGAGGCUGCAAACAGACCCUGUCAGAGUUCCAGCUCCAGCAUGGGAAGUGAACUUGAUGAAGCAGACAGUGAGGUGAAAUGGUUUACAGACUUUGCCUCCCGCAGCUUGUCCAGCUCUGAAGUAGACUACCUUGACAUGUACAACUCCAGCUGCCGAUCGUCCACAAACAUUUCUCAACCGUCCACCCAGGAGAGCCCAGCUGGAGUCAACCCUGCCUGGAUGGCCUAUGCUGACUUCAGGGGCUCGGCCCCAAAACUGGACUGUGAGGAACCUUCCUUCCAACAGUCACCUGCAUACAACUUAGACGGCCUUGAUCCAUCAAGACGAUAUGAGUUGGGAAGCUUUGAAUGCAUAGAUGUAGCUGUGGAGAGAGAAGACCACAGGCAGGUGAGAAGAGGAGUGCCAAAGAGACAAAUCCAGCUGAAAAGAAGGAAUAAUGGCGAAGGAAAGCAGGGAGAGAGCAGUGAGAAUAGCAGUCCAGGACUACCCACGUCAAUGGAGAGCCCCUCUCAAGAAACACAAACAAGAAGGUCCUUCAUAAGACAGCACAGUACGCCUGCCGCAAUACAAGAAUUUUGUCCUUCUGAGAGCAACCUUCAGAACACUCAGCAAAAGGAAAGACAAUCGAAAUUCCAGAAAUCUGCUUCUAUGGAUGAGACCACCUCCAAAACCAAGAUGGCCUCUUGCCUCAUCAAGAGUGUGCUGUCCAAGAAGAUGCAAGGUGUUGACAGAUACAACGAUGAGCAAACGGGUGAAAGCAGGAGCCCACCAACAGACAUUUCAAGAGAAUCCCUGAAACUCGACUCACACAACAUGCCUUCCAACCUUCAAACAAAUCAAAGUUUUGAGGGUCACACUGUGAGAGGAGAACUAAAUACCAAGGAUGAAGCUAAACCACCCAAGAGCCAAGGAGUCAGACUAAGCAACAGACCGAGUUCAUCCAGCAGCAGCAGAAGUGUCACCUUUUCCCAGACUGACAGCGAAGAGACUGAUUCGCAGAGCAGGAAUUCCACACCGUUAAGAUCAGAGAUGAAGUCUGAAUUAAAAGUGAUGCUUGACAGCAAACAGUCUAAAUCCGGAUUACACCAGAGUAAAACAACUGAAAGGGAUUCAGGCGAUUCAGCAAAUACCACUUCUGGAGACACUGGAAACUCUGCUAUAGGAGGCAGCAACAAAGCCGUGAGGAUGACAGACCAAGAGCUCAAGUGUGAAAAUGAAGGUGAUCACAAACAGUCACAUCACUGCGACAGGAGCACCAGCUCACCCAAAAUACAGGACAUUACCCUGAAAGCUGUGGAGAAGAAGAAAACCUCUUUGGAUGUCUGUCUAACACCAGAGGCAGAAAGCAAACCUGGACCAUUUUCCCCCGACCAGCCUGUGAAAGAGGCAAGGAUUGAGAAAGAGGAGAAGGAGAAAACAGGAGAAAACGAGGUGGAAAAUAAUGGAGUGAAGGCUCCCAUUCACGUUGUUAGAGAUGUGAGGCGUCUCGUCAAAAAUACUUACAAUCUUUCCUUCAAGGCAGCCGAUGGUGCAAGGCCUUCAAGCUCAACUGAAGGAGUGAUUGAAAGUUUAAAUGAAAAAGGGGGAGUGGAGAUCACAUCUGGUGAGGAAAGAGAUGUUAAAGAGGAGACAACAAGGGAGGAGAGAGAAGAGGAAAAGAAAGAGGAGACAAAGGAUUUGAGAAUGCAGGCCUCAUCUCCUCUGGAAAGAAGCAAAGAAAAUUCACAGCCAAUUCAUAUAGAAUGCAAGGCAGUUUGUUGGAAAAAUGAUAAAAACAAAACGACCCCUAUCACAAAAGACACAGGUAACAAACCUCAGGUUUCUUUAAAGUCUGUUACAGAAGUGAACAGGGAGCCCCGAAACUCCAUCAAAACCACAUCUGAUUGGUCUGCAGGACAAAAAGAGACUCCCAAGCUGUGUGAACAAGAAAAGAACGUCACAACAGAAACACAAAAAGCUGAGGGGGAAAUCCCCAAAAUGCAAGAAAACAAAGACAAAUCAGUGGGAGCCAAAGCAGAGAAAAAACCUCCCGUGGUCGGAAACCUUCCAAAACUUCCCAGUAAGGAGAGAGAAGUGUCGACUGCUGUUGUAUUAAUCAGAGAAAAAACAAACAAAAGCAGCACGUCCCCAUCUCUUGCUCAGGUAGAGACCACAGCUUUAAGCCAAGAUUCAGUUCCUUCCUCAAUUUCCCCUGGACUCACCACCCCUGGUAGUAGGCCUGGCAGUGGAGGUCACUCAGUUUCCAUGCUGCUAAAGGAGAAAGGCUACCAGGCGGAUAUAGGAGCAGUGGUUGGGGUUAACCACAACUCAGCUGGUGGUAAAGGGCUUCCUCGUAAACACGUGAACUCUCUAGAAAUCCCCCUUCAGACGGCGCCUCCUUCAGAUGGCGGUCAGGUUGAUGUUCACAGAGAAAGGAAAUUCUCUUCCCCUUCUUCAGGCCCCUCUGCAGUGGCGGACACCUCAGAGGCUCUCACUCAACGCAGAGAAGAUGUGGGACUUAGCGUCAAGCCUCCAGAGAAAGAUCCCUCAAAGCUAAGAAACAGUGCACAGGAGCAAAAAAACCUUCCUUCCAAACAGAAGGACGCAGUAGAUUUUGAACCGGUGAAAAGGUUUGAUCCAACUUUUCCCCCCAGAUCUCCUGCAAUUAGAAAAUUUAAAUCACAACCAAUCGAGGUUAAAUCAUUAUCCAAAGAACCACAGAAGCCAGAGAUGCCCACAAAUUCUACGGGCAACCAGAAACCUCAGGCUAUUGAGGUGAAAUCUAUUGCUAAGAACUCCCAAAAACCAGUUGUUCCCCCAAAACCGAGCUGCAAGUUUAAGCCAGCAGAUUUUGGAACUAAUGAGCCACACACGGCAUCAGCAACAUCAUCAUCAACAGGCAAACCGCAGAGUGAGGAGAAGCCUCAGACUAUUGUGAUUAGCUCACCCACGAUCUAUAGAAAGAUUUCCAACGACUCCACAUCCUCGUCAAACUACUCGAGGAAGCUAGCCGUGUCUGCAGUGUCCAGCUGUAAACCUCCAGCUCACAGAAUGGCAGCAGCCACCAUCAACAGUUUCUCAAACCAGUUAUCAGACACUGAAGCAUCUACUGAAAGAAGACAGCAACAAACAGCAUUACCUCAAAUCUCUAACCACGUUCAGAAACCAAUUCCUACCAGAGUAGAGGAUUCAGAUGAGACCUCAACGUCAGCUCCAGCUUCUGACCCAAAAACAGACCAAGUUCCUGAAUCUACUCCUGUUAGAGCCAACCAAGCUACUCUCUUGAGUUCAGACAACCAAAAGCAGUUACCCAGGAUGUCACGUCCUGAGCAAGCCAAGGCUGUUACUACCAACAACGCCAAACAAAGUUCUGGUGUUUCCACCUCACAAGUUCCCAGAUACACACAACAAACGUAUCACCAAUCCAUGUCCAGCAAGUGCACCCUACAAACAGAGGAUCUACGUUUUUUUGCUUCAGAUGAUCCUCCAAGUUACGAAGAACGGGAGAGUUUCAGUCCGAUUCUGCUCCCAGAUCUGGCUCCUCAAAGGCCAAAUCGCUAUCAAUCCUCAACUCGCGCUCCGCCCUGCUCCUGCUCCGCUGGCUGCCCCUCUCAUCCCGGCCUGGCUCCUCUUCACCAUCACCACAGCACUCAUAACAUCACCCCACCGGCCCCAACGCACUCUCCAGGACAGCCACUGCCCUAUCAAGUGGAUCCGCCCCCUCUGCGCCCCCACCAGUGCAGGCCGGAGCCACAUCCAAUAACUUACCAGUCAAGUUCUCCAAAGUCAAGCUCUCUUUGUCUAAGCCAACCACCCUCAAUGUAUCAUCCUCCGUACCAGCCGGCCCCCUGCCCUCCUCACGCCUCGCUCAUGCCUGCGUGCCCUGCUGAGCGCCCUCUGCAGCCCCCCCAGCACAUUGACCCCAGACGACCCCCUGCCCAUAAGUCCCCCCAUCAGCAGCAGCCACCAAACAUUUCUGGGGCACUGUACAGUGACCCUGGCCAUGGUCACUCUCCUGGCCUUCCUCCAGUUGAUACUCAGUACCUGUGUGGCCCUCAAAGCAUGGGACCAUCCUAUGGCUCUGACUAUGGAGGUGACACCUCAAGUUUGUACUCAGAAAGUAACUAUGGACAAACACCACGCAGGGUCCUCCUUGAUCCUGAAACAGGAAAGUAUUUUUACAUUGAGGUUCCUGUUCAGCCACUGAGGAAAAUGUUGUUUGACCCGGAGACUGGGCAAUAUGUGGAAGUGCUUAUCCCACAGCAAACAAUGUCACACUCAGGUCUGUAUCCUCCCUCUGCAGCCCCCUUUUCACCACUCCACACCCCCAACAUGUACGCUCCUGCUCCACAGUACAUGCCCUGUGCAGCUCCUCCCCCAUUAGCCCACUCCCAGGUCCAGCCACCCAGAUACCCCGAGCCGUCGGCUGCAACAGCGAUACACACAGCUGUGCGUGGAGUCAGUUACAGGAAUCCCUCAGCUCAGGGAUCCAAACCGAUCCAAACAGAGCACCAGAAUCACUCAUCUUUGGACCACAACUACCUGGAGAGUAUGUAUUAUGUUCCCACAGGGAUGAAUGCAAGCCCAAAUCCCACUCCACCUGACUACUACCACAAACAUCCUUCAAACUUAGCCCCAUCAGGGGGAAAAAGGUCCUGAAAUAGAGGUUGGAGCCCGCCUUCCUGGAGCCAGUUAAGUUUAAAAUACACUAAGAGGGAUUCUAAUGUUAGGCGGAAAUGUUAUUUGAGUUUUUGCAUUACAACUGAAGAUGGCAAUUAUUCUAUUCUGUAUUUUUGCUCUAGGAUGUUUUGUUAAGAAAAAAUGUGGGUUUAUUGCUUUCAAAUUAGAUAUUUUAUUACGUGCACUUCAAACUUACGUUUUUUAUUUUUUAUGUUGGAUAAAAAUUCAACACUGUAAUAACUACAGUGAUGCAUCCUUACAUUUCUUAAUGCUUUUUCUCAUUAAACUGCUUUCAAAAACUUGAAAAUAUUGUUUAAAUAAUCUUCUUUAAACUAGUUACUUUAUUGUUGGAUGAGCACAUUUGCGCAGGUUUACAACAAUGUAAUUAAAAAUGUCUAAUAUUCAUUGUUCUUUUCACGUUUUCUCUUUAAACAUGUGGUUCUGAUUAAAUUUUUUAAGAUCUACUAAAACCUUCUAUUUUUUAAUUUUUGUGUCAUAAUUCUGAUAAGUCAAGUGAAUGUUUUCAAAAUAUAAAAAAAUGUGUUUGCAAUACAUGUUGUUGUGGUCUGUCUUCAAGUAUUCAACCUAAAAGAAUUGUAUGACCCACACUACAGCCCAUACUACACUGAAAUGGAUGCCAAAUAUUAAUAAAUACUCAUGGAAGGAAAA
Messenger RNA from Oryzias latipes (Japanese medaka), 8862 nucleotides. RefSeq lists its product as uncharacterized. Gene Ontology annotation, cellular component: nucleoplasm. Lineage: Eukaryota; Metazoa; Chordata; Actinopteri; Beloniformes; Adrianichthyidae. The record is from RefSeq and is a predicted model, not a curated record.